AUUCGUUCGAUUGGGGCCCGAUCGAUUCGAUUCGGUUCGUGCACAUUCCGAACAAGAGCAAGAUCGUGACGAAGAUCUACCACCGCGGGUUCGCGUACUGCCGUAGCAAGCAGGGCAAAAACUCCACGUACUGGGUGUGCGACCGGGCCAAACAGGACAACUGCCGGGCACGGAUCACCGUGUUUGACGAGCAGCGCGUGUACAAAGUGACCAACGCGGUCCACAAUCACGAAGCUUUUGUAGUGAUACGUUAGAAAUAAACACACGGUAGAAAGAGUGAAAGUAGCUUGAAUGUUUGUUUUGUCGUGCUUGUUUUUAUUUAUUUUCUUUGGCUAAUCUAGUACUACGUUUUCUUCUAGAUUGGGGCUCCAUUGACUCGAUCCGGUUCGUGCCAAUGACGGUGAACAGCAAACCCUGUACGAAGAUCUACCAUCGUGGAUUCACGUACUGCCGCAGCAAACAGAACAAGAACGUGACGUAUUGGCUGUGCGAUAAGUACAAGCAGACCAAGUGCCGGGCUCGCAUUACUGUGUUUGAUGAGCAGGACGACUGGGGCCCACUGGAGGCGCUGCGGUUCGUGAAACGGUCCUGCUCGGGCAGUGACAAGGUCGUGACGAAGAUAUACCUGCACGGGUUCACGUACCGGCGCAGCAAACAAACCAAAAAUCGAAGCUACUGGGUGUGCGACCGGUCCAAGGAGGACGGUUGCCGGGCCCGGAUAACCGUGUUCGACGAUACGCGAGUGUACAAAGUAACUAACCAGACCCACAAUCACGAUGCUCACAUCAUCUACGACCUUACGCGGGACGAGUUUCACGAGUUCGAUAUGGAACAGCAUGACGUUCAAAUUUCUUCGGUGGUUGGUCAGCGAGGUAAAACUAAGCUGCUGAUCGAAGGCCACACGUACAUCGUGAACAAGAAGUCCAACGGAAGAUUGUACUGGGGUUGCUCCAAGGCGGUCACCUUUCGGUGCCGUGCACGAUUGAUAACGGAUGUGGUCAACAUUUACGACGUUAAUUUCAAGAAUCUGAACCACAAUCACAAGCCGGGGAAAAAGGCACGGCUUUCGGGAGUUUUAAAUCUUCACGAGUGGACCUUCACGCCGGGACAGCGAGGCAAACCGAAGCUGGUGAUCGAGAACAACUCGUUCUUCCGGACGAAGGGAGACGCGCAUCGGUCGUACUGGUCCUGCUCGGCGUACAAGUCGAAAAAGUGCAAAUGCAAGCUGGUGACGCACCGGAACAGUUACACGAUCAAGUACACCCACCGGAGCCACUCGCACAUGGACGAAUUCAGCGACAUGUCCAAGAUUAACCGGAUCCAGGCGGACGUGAACGAGUUCUACGAGAAACCAACCCCGGGCGAACCUAACGUGCCGAAAAAAGAGACCAAGUUUUGAGUUUUGUGUUUUUUUUAUACAGCAUUGUCAAUAAAAUUGUAUAUUAAUUGAGUGAAAAACGUGGUUCACACCAUUUGUAGUACUAGAUUAGUUCAGUUUUAUACACUAAACUAACCUCAAUUUCUAUUCAGUUCCAGCGGGACACACCGUGUGUGAGGAAAAAGACGUUCUGUUCACCGCCACCAGCAAGGGAAAGCCCAAACUGUUGGUCCAGGAUUAUGCGUACGUGCGCGACAAGGGCAACUCACUCGUGACGUACUGGAGCUGUACCCAGACGAGAAAGGCUGGCUGCCGGUCGAGGGCGAUUUCGACCAACAAAACGGGACGCGUGACGAUCAACCAGUACCAGCACAAUCAUUAACGUGGAGUUGAAAUAUACUCGUUGUACAAAUAA
Culex pipiens pallens (northern house mosquito) is the source of this 1793-nucleotide messenger RNA. RefSeq names its product FLYWCH-type zinc finger-containing protein 1-like. NCBI's taxonomy places the organism in Eukaryota, Metazoa, Arthropoda, Insecta, Diptera, Culicidae. The record is from RefSeq and is a predicted model, not a curated record. Bases 395 to 1399 code for a protein of 334 amino acids. The transcript has 4 exons.